Brassica napus (rape) is the source of this 1300-nucleotide messenger RNA. RefSeq lists its product as uncharacterized. The transcript has a single exon. The coding region runs from base 389 to 1147 and encodes 252 amino acids. Lineage: Eukaryota; Viridiplantae; Streptophyta; Magnoliopsida; Brassicales; Brassicaceae. The record is from RefSeq and is a predicted model, not a curated record.
CUAUAAAAGUGGCAAAUUUACUACCGUUUAAACCAUUAGAACAGUAGCAUAUUACAGAAAACAAACACCAAUCCAAGUAAAGUUUUUCUUUUCUCAACUGAAUCCCAAACAAACAAUACGACAAAACACAAAAAAAAAAGUAUCGAAAGAAAUAAAAAAGCAACAAAAACAAAACUUGCAUGGUUAUUGGAAAAAAGGAUAGGUGAGGUGGGCCGCGCGUGGGCCUUAUUAUGUUACUAAAAUAAACCUCAAAAAACAAAGUUAAAACGCUACAACACCUUUUUUCCCGUCUCCUUCUUAUCUUUAAAAGUAAAAAAAGAAAGAAAAAAAACUCUCUCCACUGACAUUAGAAAAGACUGUUCAUCGUCGUCUCCCCCAAGAAGAACAAAUGAAAAUGAAGAAGAAAGGUAAAGUUUACCCCUCUCCUCCUCCUUCUACUCAACCACCACCACCAACACCAUCGUCUUCCUCUUCAUCUCACUACCUCAACGAAGACCACUCUCUCUCCGUCCUGAGGCUUCUCCCAGCGACGAUUCUGGUGCUAGUCACGGUUCUCUCAGCUGAAGACAGAGAAGUCCUCGCUUACUUGAUCACAAGAGGAACCGCCACCAUCUCCGCCGACUCCAACAAGAAGAAGGCCGCGACGAAGAAGAAGAAGAACAAAUCUAGCAGAAACCACAAGCCUCCUGUCUUCGACUGCGAGUGUUUCGACUGCUACACUAGCUACUGGCUCCGAUGGGACUCCUCUCCGAACCGCGAGCUCAUCCACGACAUCAUCGAGGCGUUCGAGAAUCACCAUCUCGCUACCGGCGGCGAAGAUUCGGCGGCUUCGAGGAACAAAUCCAAGAGAGGUAAGAAGAAAGAGAAACCGGGUCGUCGGGUCGUGGAGCCUGAGCCGGUUAUUGAAGCUGCUGUUUUGGAGAGCCACGUGUCGUCUCCUGAUAACUCGCCGGGGAGAUUGAGUGGAGCUGAGGUUGCGGAGCGAGUGGAGGAGGAGGAGGUUGUUAGAGAAGAAGAAGAAGAAGCGACGGUGGUUUUGCCGGCGGCGGCUGCGAGUGUGCACAAGGGAUUAGCGAGGAAGGUACUACCGGACGUGUUGGGUCUGUUCAAUUCCAGUUUUUGGAGGCUUUGGAAUCCGAACGCGUAAAAAAAGCAUCAUCGAUCAAAAAGUUUUAUGCUUUUUUUUUGUUUUUCUCUGUUGCUGUUUUCUGAUAAAUAAUCAAAUCUUCAUGCUUUUGUUCUAUCAAUCACUACUUGGCUAUGUGUAAUUGGUUUGAUAAAAAUGCAGUCUUUAGCUCUC